CCCACUCCCCGAUUGCUAGCAGGCUUCGUUUUCCCUUCUUGCCUUCUUCCUCAAGCAUCCUUGGGGUUGCUCAUUCACUUCAUAUUGCCUCACUUCGUUGAUCGAAGCGACUUCAGUCGUUAAAAGCGUUAUCUCUCUCUUCUUGUAAUCCCCGCUUUCAACGACGCUGGGCGUCACCCACCACAACUUCCCUUAUACCAACCUUCUCUCAGCCCGGCAUAUUGCCAUUAAUCCCCCCCUCGAGCCUAACUACUUUAUCUUCUCUAUUUUGUUACAUUUGCUUCUUAAAUCCAAUACGAUGUCCGACUUAGUUCUCCUGCCGUCUACUACCUACCGGCCUCCCUCCCCUACGCUGGCACGAAGAGCGGGGAGGUCCCUUAAUACGAUAAUAGAAGAGCCGGACGAGGUGCACAAGUCCGCGGCGCUAGGGAAUCGCAAGGCUCAAGUCAAUUCAUCUAACGAAAAGAUAGCCCAGUGGCUAUCGCCACAAAGUGACCUUUUCCCGACUCCGCGAGGCUUUCACUUCUUGCCAGCUCCGAUCUACCCAGAAUCUCCGUCGACUGUCUCUGCUGAGGAGAGCACCUCCCCGUCGAUAGCAUCGUCAGACCUCUGGAACCGAAUCAGCAUAAGCACUGAUGUCACAGAGUUCGAAGACAUCUACAAUAUUUCUGACGAUGAGGAUACCCGGCGGACAGCCUCGAGGACGUCCUCGUUGAAGCGCCGAAACAGCUCCCGCAAUUCCAUACCAAAGCGAUCCACCGUCAACCCGCCAACCUCCCCACGGACUCUCCCGCCUUUGGUCAUCCCGGAGGAACGGAACCAGAAUGCCGAUAGCAGGUCGGGCAGGCCCGAGUUCAAGAAGUUCUUAUCGCCAAUCCCUCCGACGCCGCCGUCCAGGGUUGACAUGUCGCCAGCCAUGGUAUCCUUCCUACAGUCGCAACAGGCCCAGGAAGUGCCCACCAUUUCUGCACCGCCGUCUCUCGAUGGAAGUUUGACCUCUGAUCAGAUGGCGGCUAUGUCUGCUCCGCCCACGCCGAUAAUGGGGUCGGAGGACGGGACUCCAGGCGCGGAUUUGUUUGGCGUCCAGCUGCAGCCCGCCGCUUUAGCUACUCUGCAGGCGUUAGCCGGGAGUGAAGACGGCGAGGAAUACCGAUCGGAGCAGGUCAUCGAGAUCUCCGAAGAGAGAAGACCGGAGAUGGCCCAGCAGACUCCCCGCUUGCUCACCGCCACGGCACGACAAGCCGCAAGACUCUCAACUCACCCGGCCCAGUCCCUCGAUGGGUUGACAAGACUCGACAUCCCGUCGCCCGGGGGUUUCUUUUCCGGUCUCUCUCCGCGUGCGAGGCAUACUUGGCAUCUGCCCUCGAUGACGCCGGAUGAUGUCGCGCCUCCUACUUCGACCACUGCAGAGCAAUUCUACCGAUGCCCGUGGAACGAACCCGCUCCCAGCGUCCCGUCUCUGCCUGGCGUUUCGACUCUCCCUCUGCCGCCGCCGCCCUCGCGGCGUCCCGAGUGGUUCGCGGGUGCACCCGCUUCGUCGGUGCCGGUUGAGCAGACUGUAGAAAUUCGGGGCACAAUGUCGGAUGGAAUCCCCACGGCAAGGCCGGCGAUAUUCGAGCAGGUUAUCGAGGCUAGAGUUCACAUUACAGAAGAGGUCCUUACAGCCCGACGCAUUGACGAGGGCGACCGGUCGGCGUCCUCUGCUGUCUCCCUCGCCGAGCCGCUAACACCUACUGAUGAUGUGGUCGCUACGGAAAUUGUUACCACCUACGAUCCUGAAUAUGCCAAGAAACAACAAGAGGCUGCUCUCUCCAACCUAGAUCGAACUGAACUGUGGCUCAUGGCCCAGAAAGCAUACCUCCAGGGUAUUUAUCCCGAGGAAGAGAUCAAGGCAGAACCCGAACCAGAAGCUGAGCCGAGAGUGGAGGGACAGACCCAGACCGAAGAGGUGACGGAGCCGAAGGUGCCCCAGUCCAACGAGGGAGCCCAAAUCCAGAGGAAGAAGACCGUCCGCUUCUCUGAAGCCCCGGUCGAGGUCAAUAUCCCAAAGAGCCUACCGUCUAAACUCGCGCGGCAAGAGUCAGCUUACUACCGUGCAUUCCAAGAUUACAUUAUUCGCUCGCGCAGCCAGGAUCCCUUCGUUCAUCGCCUUCCCCGCUUCGAGGCCCUGCAGGCUCAGCGCAUUUCUCUACGCGAGACUCAUCGCAACCAGCUUCUCGGCAAGUACCAAUUGUCGGUAGUUCCCGAGUCAGCCAAGAAGCGCAUGAGCACGAACGUUGCCCGCGGCGAUGAUAUCCUGGUUGAAGACCCAGAGAAGCUGAAGCAGGAGAAGGAGAAUGAGGCUCUAACGCAAAUGUCUAUGGCGAACUGGCACGUCGGUGCCACCAAAGCUCUGAACAACGGACGUCUGUUUUCCGCACCCAUCGCCAAGCGCCUGGCUCGACUCUCCCGCAUCGGUGGCCCCAGGGAACGCGCCCGUAUCCUUGACCUGGGCGGCCAGGCCGCUUGCGACUGGGCUUGGCACUGCGCCAUUAUGUACCCGAAUACUAAGGUAUACACAGUGACGACGAAGGCCGUCCGUCAGCUAUCUAACUCGAAUAUUCGGGGCCCCCCAAACCACCGCCAGGUAGCUGUACCGCACCUCACGCGCCUACCGUUCCCAGACGCGCACUUCGACCUUGUGUCGGCGCGGGAGCUGCACACCAUCCUCAAGUUCAUCGGGGAGAACGGCGAAGAUGAGUGGGAGAACUGCCUCAACGAGUGCAUGCGCGUGCUCAAGCCCGGCGGGUACCUCGAGUUCUCAGUGCUCGACUCGGACAUCACAAAUGCCGGGCCGCUCGGCCUCGCCCGAUCUGUCGAGUUCGGCUUCUCGCUCAAGACGCUCGGCUACGACCCCAGCCCGACCCGGUUGUUCCUAGGCCGCCUACAGCGUGCCGGGUUCGACGAGGUGCGCCGCGCCUGGGUGUGCCUACCUAUGGGCGAAGACCCGGCGGUGCGACGCAACCGCAAGGUAGCGCGCGACAGCACGGGAAUCGAGCGGCCGCUCGAGCUCGAGGCGAUGGUGCUAGGCAGCACAGAGGCGGCAGCGUCCGUUACCGGGCUCGCCGGUAGCUGGGCCUGGGAGCGAUGGCUGCUGCGGUGCGAAGCCGAGAAGGUGGCGUGCGAGGGUCGCCUCAUGCUCGAGGCGGCGGAGAUGCGAGAGGUUGGCAAGUGCCUCGACGGCGUGCACGAGGUCAUCGAGGAAGGCCGCCGCUGCGGUGCCGGGUUCAGGUUCCUGAACGGGUACGCCAGGAAGCCCCUCGCGGAGGCGGAAGCCUACUAAAGAGAAGGGGGUGGGAGGGAUGGAUGUGCGUAUAGGGUACGUACGUGUGGGACGAAUGGUGGUGGUCGGACGAUCGUUCUCGAAAUAUGGGGUAGUCAUCUAUCUGCCUAUCUUUUUUGUGUAAUGCGGGGAUUCAUGGAUGGAUGGACGGAUGUAUAUGCAUGAGGAAUAUGUAUGUCUG
Molecule: messenger RNA, 3503 nt
Organism: Durotheca rogersii
Lineage: Eukaryota; Fungi; Ascomycota; Sordariomycetes; Xylariales; Xylariaceae
Exons: 1
Coding region: 299-3322 (1007 amino acids)
Molecular function (GO): S-adenosylmethionine-dependent methyltransferase activity
Source: RefSeq, a predicted model, not a curated record